Messenger RNA from Symbiodinium pilosum, 1718 nucleotides. The record is from the annotation of a GenBank genome assembly. Lineage: Eukaryota; Dinophyceae; Suessiales; Symbiodiniaceae.
GUGGAUCGCAUUGACGAGCGCGGCACUGCCUUGUGCGACAUGUCGUGUCUGUUUGGCCUUCGGCACGAGAUCUCCAUCGUCAGUGAGGAGGAUAGUGUCUUCGUGAAGGUUCCCCUGGAGCAGCUAAACCACGCCCUUACCUUGUACCAGAAGGACCAUGAGGUCAUCCACAACAACGUGCUCAAGCUAACGCCAGAUCCCUCAGCUGAGCAGGAUGGCAAUGAGGAGAACCCCGAGAAUCAAGUGCUCGGCGGCAUGGGCAUCUGGGGGGAGGACGACGAUGACAUGGCGAAAUCCCAGGCUUCACACACCUCGCGGCGGCGGCGGAAGCGCAAGGAAGGUGCUGUAGACCUUGUUGCAGAGUUGACGUUGCACGACCUAUCCCUGGAGGGAGUUGCGAAAGUACGGAAGCUCAUCAAACAGUUCCAGAAGACACAGGAGCAGGAGCGCAUUGGCGACUUUAUUGCCUAUGCAGCUCAGGGUAAGCUGGAGCAGAUGGAGGCUAUGCUCAGGAGUAACAAGGUCAGCGUGAGCUGCGUGAACUGGGACCAACGCACUGCCUUGCACGUUGCUGUCAGCAACGGGCAUGUCAGCAUCGUUGAGAAGCUGAUCAUGGAGUACUCAGCCCCCCUCACGGUUCAAGAUCGCUUUGGCCAUACUCCGCUGGACGAUGCCGUGCGUGAGCGCCAUGCGGAGGUUGCUGAGUUUCUCAUGGAGGCAUCUGCGGAGUUCAAAGGCGGUGUUUCAGCUGCAGUCCAGCUGUGCGAAGCGGCAGCUAACGGCGAAACGGCCCAGCUCGACCUUCUGGUGGAUGUGGAUCCCAAUCUCGGCGACUAUGACAAUCGGACUGCACUUCACUUGGCCUCUUCCAAUGGUCACCUGGAGACCAUCACGAAGAUGUUGGAAUUUCCAACUUUGGACCUCAGCCCUCUCGAUCGCUUUGGCCAAACUCCACUGGACGACGCAAUUCGCCAUGAGCAUGUUGCAGUGCAGAGGCUCCUCAAAUCCGAGGGCGCUCAGAUGGGCAAAGUGGAGUUUGGGGUGGCCUUGUGCGAGGCAGCGUCGCAGAACGAUCAUGCCAAGAUCCGACAGAUGAUAGAAGCAGGCGUCAGGGCAGGCAUGGCAGAUUACGACUAUCGCACAGCACUGCAUUUGGCAUGUUCGAACGGCCAUCUGGAGACGUGCGUCUUUCUGCUGCGCGAGGGUAAGGUGGAUCCGAACCCCUUGGACCGCUUCUUGAACACUCCAAUGGAUGAUGCCGUACGCCAUGGACAGCAUGAUGUCGUGCAGCUACUUGUGAAGUACCGCGGUCGACCGUCCCAAGAUGAGGAGAUGCAGGGCGGAGUGCGCAGUGAGUUCAUCAAUGCCAUGGAGGAGGAGAGCAACCGUAAAGAUGCGGAUAAGUUGGAGAAGGAGCUGAAGACCAAUGGCUUUGCGGAAGUGUUGGAGAAGGUCGUCAAGCUCCGCUCAGACAUUGAGAAUGAAGUCCAUCAGUUCAUCCAAAGCGCGACAAACAUUCGUUAUGACCUCUGCCGCAUUCUCCAUAUGUCUAUGAUAGUCAGCGAUGAUUCAGCCCGGGGCAAGUUUGAGCUGGAGGAGUUCAUGCAGGGCUACCAGGAUGAAACCACGACGGUGCAGAGGUUGAAGCUUCUCAUGGAGAGGGACGUGAAGAAUUACGACAACACUGCGGCGAAGAUCCUGCAGCACAUCGAUGAGGA